AGUAAAUAGGGGCCCUAUUUUCCGGAAUUGAGCCCUAACAAUAAUAAAUAAAUAAAACCCCCAAAUGCUUCGUCGCUGCCAAUGAUUCAAAUGAAGAGCAAUGAAGAAGCCCAAGCACAAGCAGCGAAGAAAACGAGAGAGUUGCCCAAUCUCUCGGAAUGCCAUUCGUGCCACCUGAGAGUCGACAUUGCCAAUGUCAAUGCCAAGAGCAAGCUUCACGUCCUCUACAGCGAGUGGCGCAUCGUCCUUCUCUGCAAGAAAUGCUUCUCUCGCGUCGAGUCCUCGGAGCUCUGCUCCUAUUGCUACUCCACUUCGUCGUCCCAAGAAUCUUUCUCUUGCCGCCAGUGUCACCGGAGAGUCCACAGGCAUUGCGAUUCCGAGUACCGAAGCGUUGCGCGCUUGUCCGAUUCUUGUUCGGCCAUGGAGUUUUCCGUCUGCGCCGAUUGCUGGAUUCCGGAGUCGCUGGUCAAGUGGAAAAGGGUUGUGAGCAGUAGCAAGUCUCGAAGGACUGGAAAGAGAAGAGUUGGUUUAGGAUUGGGGAAAUCUAGGGUUUUGGCCAUGGUAGAUGACAGGGAAAUUGAUGAUGCCUUUGGUAGCGAAGAGGGCUCAAACAGGAGGGAUGAGGAUGCUGCUGUUGAUGUUGAUGAUGGGCAGUUGGAUGCCAUGGACGGCUCUGCUGAGAAGUUGUGUUUGCCGAAUUUGAGUGUGUGCUUUUGUGAUUCAUCAACGGACAUUGGGUGUUUGAAGCUGGAACCAAGAGCGCUUGAUAUUGAAGAAGAGAGUGGGGAUGAUGAUGAUGAUGAUCCGUUGAAGGAAGGAGAUUGGAGCUGCUCCAAUGGUGAUGACUUGGAGUCUCCAGCUUUCUGUAAACAAGAGCAAGAGGAAAGUGUCUGUAUUACCACGCCAAAGAAGCAAAGGUGCAAUGCAAAGCUUGAUCCUUUUUAUUUCAAGUAUAGGAAAAGGAGCACUCUUGAUCGCUAUGUAUUAACAUACAAGAGGAGAAGGCCCAAAAACCUCAACGCUUCUUCUAUGGUAACAUAUAAGAGAAGGAAACCUAAAUGCCUCUAUGCUUGUUAUACGUUUACAUAUAAGAGGAGGAGACCCAGAAUUCUGUAUGCUCGUUCAACUGGUCCAUCAUGAGACCUGUACUUAAUCUUGAUAACUACAGAAAGGGAGUACUGAAACCCGGGAUUGUUAAUGCAAAUUAGGGAAAACCGAUUUGAUUGUAGCUUGGAAACGAAUCAUCUAAGGAGAAAAGGAGUACCUGAGGUAAGUUCCUGUACUCGGUUUUCUUUUUGCUUUGUAUCCUCGGCAUAAUUAGUUUUUGUUAUUUAGGCUUUGAUUUUUAAUUUUAAUUUAUUUUUAUAUUGAGUUUUAGGUUAUAAUCUCUGCCUGUGAUUUAUGCUGGUUUUCAGUUUUCUAGUUUCUACUUAGAUAAACCAUUUGCAGAGAAGGCUGCACUAGCUGAUGAUUUUGUUUAAUUUUCAGUUUGGCUGCUGCAUUUUUUAUUAAUGAAGAAAAUGAAAUAGUGAAUAGGUAAAUGAAAUAAUGAAACAAAUGUUAUGAACGCUUAUUUUGUUAUGUUUUGAAGGCUUAUGCAUGUGUUUUGAAGGCUCUAUGUUCAUCAUUUUUUGGCAUUGACUUCUACAGUAUACAGAGAUCUUUCUUUUAGGCUUAUUUGGUUAGAUUGGAUUGCAGCCAUUCGUUAGACCUCUA
This is a messenger RNA of Prunus avium (sweet cherry), 1716 nucleotides long. RefSeq lists its product as uncharacterized. Lineage: Eukaryota; Viridiplantae; Streptophyta; Magnoliopsida; Rosales; Rosaceae. The record is from RefSeq and is a predicted model, not a curated record.